Messenger RNA from Manacus vitellinus (golden-collared manakin), 741 nucleotides. Its product is annotated as heat shock transcription factor, Y-linked-like. NCBI's taxonomy places the organism in Eukaryota, Metazoa, Chordata, Aves, Passeriformes, Pipridae. Gene Ontology annotation, molecular function: sequence-specific DNA binding; DNA-binding transcription factor activity. Gene Ontology annotation, biological process: regulation of DNA-templated transcription. The transcript has 2 exons. The coding region runs from base 77 to 532 and encodes 151 amino acids. The record is from RefSeq and is a predicted model, not a curated record.
CCCGCAGUCCACUGGUGCCAGCUGGCCUUUGCCUUCUGACUGGCAGGACACGGGCGAGCUGUCCAGGGACACGGCCAUGGAGGGAGAGUUCUCCUCCCUUCGCUUUCCACAGAAACUUUGGAAAAUGCUGGAAAGUAGCAGGUUUCUGUCAAUUUGGUGGAGCGAGGGUGGAAAAUGUGUGGCCAUUAACAAAGAUCUUUUCGAAAAGGAGGUGCUGGGCAGGGCAGGCCCUCAGCGGCUUUUUGACACACAAAAAAUGAAAAGUUUCAUGCGACAGCUGAACGUGUACGGAUUCACCGAAACAAAACGGGAUGACCAGAGAUCUGCCUCCCUGCCUGAAUUUCUGGCAGAGGAAGCAGCAGUUUCUGCUCACAGCCAGAUCCUCUACUACUAUAACCCCUGCUUCAACAGAGCACAUCCUUGGCUGGUGGAAAGGUGCAGGAGGAGAGCUGCCCUCAAACGGAGAGCCCCGGGUGAAGCAGAGACGGAUGGAAGACCCUUCAGAGGCCCAGACAGUCAGCCUGGGCAGUGAGGGCAAGCAGGGCUGGGCUUCACAGAGGAAUCUUUCACCCGUGAGGACUGCACUGACCAAGGGAUGGGCUGAAGCACCUCCCAGCACCUGCAGCCCCAACCCUGCGGUUGGGCCCCAGACGUGGCACAUCCCGGAGAUCGCAGAGCCGGCAGACAGCAGAUAAUUUCUAAUUAAAAGCGUUAUUACUAAAUAGAGCCGAAUAGAGUUGG